Molecule: messenger RNA, 463 nt
Organism: Tauraco erythrolophus (red-crested turaco)
Lineage: Eukaryota; Metazoa; Chordata; Aves; Musophagiformes; Musophagidae
Gene: ACBD7
Product: acyl-CoA binding domain containing 7
Biological process (GO): fatty acid metabolic process
Molecular function (GO): fatty-acyl-CoA binding
Source: RefSeq, a predicted model, not a curated record
AUGACUCUCCAGGCUGACUUUGAUGGUGCUGCAGAAGAUGUAAAAAAAUUAAAAACAAGACCAACUGAUGAAGAAAUGAAGGAACUAUAUGGCUUGUACAAACAGGCUACUGUUGGAGACAUUAAUAUUGAAUGUCCAGGAAUGCUAGAUUUGAAAGGCAAAGCCAAAUGGGAGGCAUGGAACCUGAAAAAAGGUUUAUCAAAGGAGGAUGCCAUGAAUGCCUAUAUCUCUAAAGCAAAAGCAAUGGUAGAAAAAUAUGGGAUCUAGAACACUCAAAAUAAUUCCCACUAAGACUAACUCUUCAGUAGCUAAUGAACUAACUCUGAUGAGAAAAAUGCAGUACUCACUUCUUGUGUAGUCUGACAGUAAAAUCUUGUAAGCAUAAGCUGUUUGACUCCAAAGGGUAUUUACAUACCUAUUUUUAGAUUGUAUCUUAUUCUAAAUAAAUCUGAACCUCAUAAAU